GUGACCUUCAUCAACCGAUGACUAUUCUCCACCAACCAUAAAGACAUUGGCACCCUAUACCUAAUCUUCGGUGCAUGAGCAGGCAUAGUUGGAACCGCACUCAGCCUACUUAUCCGUGCAGAACUAGGCCAGCCAGGAACCCUCUUAGGAGACGACCAAAUCUAUAAUGUAAUCGUCACUGCCCACGCCUUCGUGAUAAUCUUCUUCAUAGUAAUACCAAUCAUGAUCGGUGGAUUUGGCAACUGACUAGUCCCACUUAUAAUUGGCGCACCCGACAUAGCAUUCCCACGCAUAAACAACAUAAGUUUCUGACUACUGCCCCCCUCAUUCCUACUCCUCCUAGCCUCUUCUACAGUAGAAGCAGGAGCGGGCACAGGAUGAACCGUAUACCCCCCACUCGCCGGCAACCUCGCCCACGCUGGAGCCUCAGUUGACCUAGCCAUUUUUUCACUCCACCUGGCAGGUGUGUCAUCAAUCCUGGGGGCAAUCAACUUUAUCACAACUGCAAUCAACAUAAAACCCCCAGCCCUCUCACAAUAUCAAACACCCUUAUUUGUCUGGUCAGUCUUAAUCACUGCUGUCCUACUACUACUCUCUCUACCAGUCCUCGCUGCCGGCAUCACUAUGUUACUAACAGACCGGAACCUAAACACCACAUUCUUCGACCCUGCUGGAGGAGGGGACCCCGUCCUAUAUCAGCACCUAUUCUGAUUCUUCGGCCACCCAGAAGUCUACAUCCUAAUCCUGCCUGGCUUUGGAAUCAUCUCGCAUGUAGUAACAUACUAUGCAGGCAAAAAAGAACCAUUUGGCUACAUAGGAAUAGUAUGAGCAAUACUAUCCAUCGGAUUCCUGGGCUUUAUUGUAUGAGCCCACCACAUAUUCACCGUCGGAAUAGACGUAGACACCCGAGCAUACUUCACGUCAGCCACCAUAAUCAUUGCCAUCCCAACAGGCAUCAAAGUCUUUAGCUGACUGGCUACACUACACGGAGGAACUAUUAAAUGAGACCCUCCAAUAUUAUGAGCUCUAGGUUUUAUCUUCCUAUUCACCAUUGGCGGACUAACAGGGAUUGUUCUUGCAAACUCCUCACUAGACAUUGCACUACACGACACAUACUAUGUAGUGGCACAUUUCCAUUAUGUUCUAUCAAUAGGGGCCGUAUUUGCCAUCUUAGCAGGAUUCACCCACUGAUUUCCACUAUUUACAGGAUACACCCUACACCCCACAUGAGCCAAAGCCCACUUUGGGGUUAUAUUUACAGGUGUAAACCUAACCUUCUUCCCUCAACACUUCCUAGGCCUAGCAGGUAUGCCCCGACGAUACUCAGACUACCCAGACGCCUACACUCUAUGAAACACCAUAUCAUCCAUCGGCUCACUAAUCUCAAUAACAGCCGUCAUCAUACUAAUAUUCAUCAUCUGGGAAGCCUUCGCAUCAAAGCGAAAAAUCUUACAACCAGAAUUAAUCACCACCAACAUCGAAUGGAUCCACGGCUGCCCGCCCCCAUACCACACCUUCGAAGAACCAGCCUUUGUCCAAGUACAAGAAAGG
Molecule: messenger RNA, 1551 nt
Organism: Nipponia nippon (crested ibis)
Lineage: Eukaryota; Metazoa; Chordata; Aves; Pelecaniformes; Threskiornithidae
Source: the annotation of a RefSeq genome assembly